AUGGCAGCUAAUAGCGAGUCAGUACGCGUUGUUGUUAGAUGUCGUCCGCUAAACGAACGAGAGAAGGACCUGAAAUGUCAGUCUAUCGUCAAUAUGACACCUGCCAUAUGUCAAGUUGAAUUGCAAAACAAAGAACAACAGCAGGAUCCACCAAAACAGUUCACAUUUGAUGCCGUUUAUGCCGAAGAUUCUAUAACAGAAAAUCUAUAUGCCGACGUCGUAUUUCCUCUAGUUGAAAGUCAUGUAUUUGAAGCAAUUACCCUUGCUAGUGGUACAAAAUAUUUAGUACGUGCAUCGUAUCUAGAAAUAUACAACGAAAGUAUUCGCGAUAUGUUAGGAUCAGAUAUUGCAAAAUCACUUGAAUUAAAAGAACAUCCGGACCGAAGUGUUCAGGUUCCCGGUUUAUCGUGGCAUGAAUGUAAAAGUAUAGCGGAUUGUGAAAAAUUGAUGAAUAAAGGAAAUAAAAAUCGAGCUACUGGUGCAACAUCAAUGAACGAACAUUCAUCUCGAUCACACUCAAUAUUUACCAUAAUGGUAGAAAAACGCACGAUAAGUGAACUUGACGGAAAAGAACAUAUCCGAGCUGGAAAAUUGAAUCUUGUUGAUCUGGCUGGCAGUGAACGACAAACAAAAACACAUGCUGAAGGAGCAAGAUUAAGAGAAGCGACACGAAUCAAUCUAUCAUUGAGUGCACUUGGAAAUGUUAUUUCGGCACUUGUUGACGGACGAUCGAAACAUAUCCCGUACAGAGAUUCCAAAUUAACAAGAUUAUUACAAGAUUCAUUAGGUGGCAAUACAAAAACACUUAUGAUUGCUGCUGUAUCACCUGCUGAUGAUAAUUAUGAAGAAACGUUAUCAACGUUACGUUACGCCAAUCGUGCGAAAAAUAUCAAAAAUAAGCCAAAAAUCAAUGAAGAUCCAAGAGAUGCUCAAAUGAAAUUAUUACAAGAUGAAAUUAAUCGUCUCAAAGCAGAAUUAGCUUCACAAGGUGGUGGCGCACAAGUGCUACCGUCGAUCAAUAACGGUGAAGUUAACUCGUCUACAAUAGUUGAUAAAGAAGAAAUUGAACGAGAAAAAGAACGAUUACGUCUUGAAUAUGAAAAUCAAGCAGACGAAUUACGUCGACAAUGUGAAGAGGAACGAACAAAUUAUCAAACUGAAGUGAAAAAAUUAAAGUCAGAAUAUGAUGAUAAAAUAAAUGCUUUGACAAAUGGGAGUGGACCUCUGCCAGAUGUACGUCGUGGUAAGAAAAAGGGUGGAAAACAACAACAACAACCACAACAAUCAACAAUCACAAAUGAUGAUGGCGAUCAUAAUGAAAAUGGUAUACCAAAAGAUCCACAAGAAGUCAAAAGACGUCUUCAAGAAUUGGAAGACAAGAUGGUCGGUGGAGAAGAAGAAAACAAUGAGGAAAGGAAAAAGAAGCGUAAAAAGAAAUUAAAAGAUAUGGAAGAGAAACAACGAAAAAAGUUUACGUCGGCAAUUAAUGCGGAUGAUGAUGAUGUAAUGAUGCGAGUUUUCGACAAUGUUCAAGAAGAGCUUUAUCAUAGAAAUAAACAAUUAGAACAAGAACGUUUGGCUAAAAAACGUUUAGAAGCUGACAACGGUGAUUUACAGCAUGAAUUUGAACGUGAACGUGAAAAUUAUUUAGAAACUAUACGUGACUUUGAACGGCAAGUAAAAUUACUUAAAGCAAUCAAUGAAAAAAUUGCUCGAUUUGUGCCAAGAAGUUGUAAUUAUUUUAAUUUGGACAAUAUUAAAAUGCAAGCAAAAUAUGAUGAUGAAAAAGGCGAUUAUAUUUUACCACCAGUAACUACCGAAGAUCUUCAGUUACCACAAAUGUCAGCAAAUAACCAAACGAAGAAUGAGUUAACUGUUAACCGAAAUCAACCUGGUUCAGCUGGUUACACGAAUGGUUAUACUACAACAAAUGGCCAUGGACGAAAUGGGUACGGAGCGCAUCGUCAGAAUGAUGUAAACUAUGAUCAGGAUUGGACUGAUGAAAAUGGUGAUUAUGAUUCAAGUAGCCAAAUGGAAUUAGAAAAACAAUACCUGACACAACAUGAACCAAUUCAACCUUCAGUUGAAACUAUAAGACUAAAAAGACAAGAGCAAUUGCUUAAUGAAGGGCAACGUUUACGGCGAAGUCAACCCAAAGCACCCAGUGAUGAUUAUAUGCAUCGACGAUUAAACCCGUUUGAUCCACCAGCACAUUUGAAAAAGAAAUGGCUAAGUGACAAGCAACAAUAA
Molecule: messenger RNA, 2250 nt
Organism: Didymodactylos carnosus
Lineage: Eukaryota; Metazoa; Rotifera; Eurotatoria; Philodinida; Philodinidae
Source: the annotation of a GenBank genome assembly